AUGACGAACGAGGAUUUGGGGAUCCCUGUAAUCGAUUCACACGUACACUUAUUCCCUAAAUCUGAAAUCGAUUCAAUAUCUUGGUUGGAAACUGGCCAUCCACUUGACGGGCAAUACUCCGUGGAGGACUUCCGAAACGCCAGCAAAUCCUCGCCAUCAGUCUCAGGCUUUGUCGUCGUCGAAAACGACCGUAUAUACGAUCUCGAUGCUGGCGAAGAGGGAUGGGAAGGGCCGUUGAAGGAGAUUUCAUGGUAUCGGCGCCUGGCCCUAGGCGAGCCAAAAGCCGGUGAAGGGCACGUUGUUGAGAAUUCGCGGCUUGUGCUGGGUCUUGUUCCUUGGGCACCACUUCCAAAUGGCCCUGCCGUGCUAGAAACCUACCUCGAUAAAGCCAAGCAAGUUGCAGGCCCCGCUUGGCCCAAGGUCAAAGGAUUUCGCUACCUUUUGCAAGAUAAAGCCCCUGGCACGGCGCUGAGGCAGGACUUUGUUGAAAGCCUAAAACUCUUGGGGCGGCGGCGGUUUGUCUUCGAGCUUUGUGUUGAUUAUCACCACAAAGGGAAGAUUCAGCUCGAUGACACUGUUGAACUAAUCAAGCGGGCUCAUGCAGAUGUUGCUCGCCAGGACGAGCAGGUCAUAGUUGUGCUUAAUCAUAUGCUCAAGCCCAACUUGACAGGCCCCUUUGACGACACAAACGAGGAGUUCCGAGUCUGGGCGGCUGCUGUUACUGUACUUGGCAAGUUUCCACGUGUAUACAUGAAGCUCUCCGGUGCUUUAUCCGAAAUGUCAGAGUCCACAAAACUGCUCAACCCGCCCGCCGUCGCCGAAUAUCUGCUUCCAUGGUUCAAGGUAAUCAUUCAAGCAUUCGGCCCACAGAGAAUCAUAUUUGCAAGCGAUUGGCCCGUCUGCACCAUUGGAGUCGAAAAUGCUUGGGCGCAUUGGAAGAGCAUAGUGGAGGCCAUGUGCACCAAACUUGAUCUGGAUGCCAGUGCCAUUGAAGCGAUUUUUGCUGGAACAGCAAAAGAGAGUUACAAUUUAUGA
Molecule: messenger RNA, 1035 nt
Organism: Clonostachys byssicola
Lineage: Eukaryota; Fungi; Ascomycota; Sordariomycetes; Hypocreales; Bionectriaceae
Source: the annotation of a GenBank genome assembly